AUUUUGUCAAUGUCUAUUGUUUCCAAAUGUGGGCUGAGAUCUUUUGGCACGGCACCCAGUGUGCCCAUCACCACUGGGACCACCUGCACUGGUUUCUGCCAGAGUCUUUGAAGUUCAAUCUUGAGGUCCUGAGAGCGGCUGAGUUUUUCCUGUUUUUUGUCAAUGCGACUGUCACCUGGGAUGGCGACAUCAAUGAUCCAAACCUUUUUCUUUUCCACAACUGUGAUGUCUGGUGUGUUGUGUUCCAGAACUUUGUCAGUCUGGAUUCGGAAGUCCCACAGUAUCUUUGCGUGCUCAUUUUCCAAGACUUUUGCAGGUUUGUGAUCCCACCAGUUCUUUGCUGCUGGGAGGUGGUACUUGAGGCAUAAGUUCCAAUUGAUCAUUUGGGCCACAUAGUUGUGCCUCUGUUUGUAGUCUGUCUGUGCAAUUUUCUCACAGCAGCUGAGGAUAUGAUCAAUGGUUUCGUCGGUUUUCUUGCACAGUCUGCAUUUUGGGUCAUCAGCUGAUUAUUAUUAUUAUUGUGGGCACAGAUGUUGUGAGUCAGAAAACCACAGGGACUGACACAUAUAUUGUUUAUACAAACCACAAGGCUUGCUAUGAUUCAAGAAGUCUGAUCAUAGAGAGGAAAGAAUAAGGGCGUCAGAAGGUGAUUAGACAGGACAAAGGUGGGCAAUGGGAAUAGAAGGAAUAAAAGGAGGAUGGCUAUGGUCGAAGGGUGCUUGUCCUUUUGCUCCUGUAUAAGCGAGCAGAUUACGUUGAUUUGGCCGACUCCGUCACUGGGCGACUGGCCAAACUCAAGUGGCAUUGACCAAUGGCUGCCCUCAUUCUGGAGAGAACUGACCAGUGCGGUGCCUCGGGGCCUGAUCUGGGCCCAGUGCGGUCCAACAUCUUUACCAUUGACUUGUGAAAUGGAAUAGAAAGCGUGCUCAUCAUAUUUGCAGAUGACACCGCAUUGGGAGGGUGGCCGAUACCUCAGAGGACAGGAUCAGGAUGCAAAAUGACCUUCACAAAUGAGAGAACUGAUGGGCCAGAAUUAACAAAAUGAAUUUCAACAAGGAUAAAUGUAAGAUAUUUAUUUAUUUAUUUAUUUACAGCAUUUAUAUUCCGUGCUUCUCACCCUGAAGGGGACUCAGGGCGGAUCACAUUGCACACAUAAAGGCAAACACUCAAUGCCAUGACAUAGAACAGACAGAGCCAAGACGCAGGCACGGGCUGGCCUCGAACUCAUGACCUCUUGGUCAGAGUGAUUUGUUGAUUUGUUGCAGCUGGCUUGCUUUCCAGCCUGCGCCACAGCCCGGUCCUAUUACCCUUAGGCAGAAAAGAUAUAGGAUGGGUGACACCUGGCUUGGACAUAGUACACGUGAAAGGGACCUAGGAGUCUUAUUAGACCCCAAACCAAACAAGAGUGCGUGAUGCGGCAGGGAAAAAGGCCCAUGCGAUGCUAGGCAACGUCCAUUGGACCGAGGGAAGGAAGUCCUGGUCCCGCUCUCUUCUGUUUUGGCCAGAUCUCAGCCGGAACACAAUGUCCAUUUCUGAGCACGGAAGUCAAGAAAGACAUUGAGAAGGUGGAAGGUGUCCCGGGAAAGGCACCAAAGGAUCAAGAUUUGGAAGCCAAGCCCUUUGAGGAUCAGCCGAGGGAUCUGGGGAGGCUUCGCUUGGAGAAAAGAAGGCAGAGAGGAGACAUGGAAGUCAUGCUUUGCUAUCUGAAAGGAUGUCGCAUCGAGCAUGUUGUUUCCUGCUGCUCUGGAGCCCAGGACACAAGGGAGCCAUGGGUCCAAAUGGCGGGAAAAGAGAUUCUACCUAAACAUUACAAAGAACUUCCCGACAAUAAGGACUGUUCUGGAGUCUGCCUGGUGGAGUCUCCUUCCUUCUCGGGAGGAUUUCUCGCAGAGCUGGAUGGCCAUCUCUCGAGAGGGCUUUGCUUGUGUGUCCUUGCACGGCAGGGAGCUGCGCCCUCUCCCAACCCUGCGAUUCUACGAUUCCAAGUUCUUUUUAGACGCUCAGAGCUUCAGAGAAUCCCUUGGCCGGGAUUCCUGGGAACUCGGUUAAAUUUCCAAAAACAGCGUGCGCGCUAGCCUCAGAUGCAGAAGAACACUCUGUUCCCAAGAUAUCAAAGUGAGAUGAUUGGAGUCCCGGUGCACAGUUUGGAGAACCCAUCACCUUUUCCCAGAGACGUGCAGCAACUUGGAAGGAGCUGUCGAGAGAGCCAACGCCACCGCCUUCGUUCAUUAUAUAAGCCCGGUAGGCACCAAAGGGCAAAGGGAAACUGUCCACUUGGAGAGGAGCAGCCUCUCUCUGCCUCUCCGCAACAUCUGCAGACGUGCAAAUUAUGCAGCCGCUCCAGGCUCCCAGUGGGCAAGAGCGACUCACUGCUAGUUCUGUCAAUCAUUAGCCGGCACCGGGUGUCCCUUGGAGGGCGGAGCCCUCUGGCAAUCAGAUAUAAAAAGGUGAGAGAAAGUGUCCACAGGCUUCUCUUCUUCUUCUUCUCCCAAAUCCUGCCUGACGAGCGGCAGCUGAGAUAAGGUGCUCAUCUCUCUUUAGGCAACUUGAUUGUUUGCAGCCCUGGGAGCAGCCCUCCCGCAUCUUCGCCGAGACCCUCCUCGGCCCGCUUCUCCUCUCCCAUCUGUUCACAUCCAAGGCUGGUCUCUUCAGCAAGGUGUGCCUUUGGGGGCCUUGAGAAGGACUCGGUUCCCAUUUCUCCCACCACUGGGGUCCCUGCUCCACCUUGACCCGCCACCAUGGUCCUCUACCACUCCGAAGCGGACGAUUCCCUGCUGAUCUACGCCGGGGCCACGCUGCUCUCCGGAGGGACGAUCCUCUACCGCGUCAAGAAGUCCCGGGUGCAGGCGGCCAUCCCUUUCUUCUGCGGCAUCCUCCUGCUCCUGGCGCUGGAGAUCCUGUGUUUUGCCACCCUGAGGAACUACCUGGGCCUGAGCCUGUUCUCCCUGGUGUGCCUCGCCUUCUGUGUCUACACACCGACACAAGCCAUGCUACCCGUGGACCGCAGAGCUGUCCUCAUCACAGGAAGCGACAGUGGAAUAGGACACGAGCUGGCCAAGUUCCUGGACCGCUUGGGGUUCACGGUGUUUGCCACCGUCCUGGACGAGAAAGGGCCCGGGGCCGAAGCCCUGAAGAAGUCCUGCUCCGAGAGGCUGUCCAUCCUGCAAAUGGACAUCACCAACUCGGCUCAGAUUCAGGAGGUGUAUCGCACGGUUCAAAGAAAGCUGCAGAACGGAGAUCUUUGGGGCCUCAUCAACAAUGCCGGGAUCAUGGGCUACACCGCGGAUGGGGAACUGCUCCCCAUGCGUUCGUACAAACAGUGCAUGGACGUCAACUUCUUCGGUCCCGUUGAGCUAUCAAAGACGUUCUUGCCCCUGCUCCGGAAAUCCAAAGGAAGGCUCAUCAACAUUUCGAGCAUGGCAGGAGGGAUCCCGAUGCCGCGCCUGGCCGCCUACGGAUCCUCCAAAGCCGCCCUGUCCAUGUUCUCCGGCGUCAUGAGGCAAGAGCUGUCCAGCUGGGGCAUCAAAGUGGCCGUCGUCCACCCGUCCGGCUUCCGGACAUGCAUCCAGGGCAACCCUGAGAUCUGGAACAAGGAGGAGCAGAACCUUUUCGAGAGCCUGGCUCCGGACGUGCGGAGGGACUACGGCGACGACUACAUCUGCUCCAUGAAGACCUUGCUGAUGCACAUGCCUUCCUUCUCCGCCUCCGACUUCUCGCCCGUCCUGCACGACGUCCUGCACGCACUGCUGGCCAUGCGUCCCUACGGCCUGUACACGCCGGGCAAGAACGCCUACAAGUACCUCCUCAUCUUCUGCUACUCCCCGCUCUGGUUUUAUGACUUUUUCAUCGGCCGGUGCAUGAGCCUUCCCAGCAUGCCCAGCGCCCUCAGAGUCGCCAAGAACUAAGCGCCAGACCCGGAGCAGUGGGAGCCUUUCUCUCAACUUCAGCGGCGGAUGAUCCAUCAGGAAGCCUUGAUCCGCGACCUUUGUUUGCCGAGUUAAUCUGUCAGGCUGUGAACGGAGGGGGUUCGGAGGGGGUUUAAAGGCUCUGCGGCACUUGAAACCCCACUGGUUGGUACGGAACAAGCAGGACGUGUUUCGCUUUACGACAAGUAUUUUCGUAUAUCAGUGCCUUGUGUAUUUUAACUUUCUUUCCGUUUUUUAUAUCCUUUACUCUCUCCUUUUGGUCUCCCCUCCCCGCAGCUUGUUUGUAUUUGAUGAGCACUUGCUGCAAUGCCAAUAAAUGUUUUCCUUUUCCAACGA
Molecule: messenger RNA, 4262 nt
Organism: Anolis carolinensis (green anole)
Lineage: Eukaryota; Metazoa; Chordata; Lepidosauria; Squamata; Anolidae
Gene: hsd17b2
Product: hydroxysteroid 17-beta dehydrogenase 2
Exons: 5
Coding region: 2739-3905 (388 amino acids)
Biological process (GO): steroid metabolic process
Cellular component (GO): intracellular membrane-bounded organelle
Molecular function (GO): estradiol 17-beta-dehydrogenase [NAD(P)+] activity; testosterone dehydrogenase (NAD+) activity
Source: RefSeq, a predicted model, not a curated record